AUGUAUACCAAAUCUAUCCUGGCAGCUGCCCUCCUCUCCACCAUCGUCGCCAGCAGUCCAAUGCCGGCGGACGUCAACGUCCCAAUCACAGAUGCCGAGAUGCAAGCCCUGGAGGCCGGCGGCCUGAAAGCCCGUGGCGGCUCGGUCAACGUCCCCAUCACGGAUGCCGAGAUGGCAGCCCUCGAGGCCGGCGGGCUCAACAGCCGAAUCGACAUCCAGGCCCGUGACAAGGUCAUGAACUGCGGCCACCUCGUCACCGGGAAAGGGGGUAGCAACGGGCACGGCAAAUGGGUGCCCGUAGACCAGUUUGGGCAGCUUGCCGAUACGUUCUGCAAGGCGUAUGUCGGUACGGACAUCUACAAGGGGCACGAGACCUCGGACACCUACGCAGCGUCCCUCACCAACCAGGACGACGACACACAGCCGGGCGACGCCGGAAACAUUGUCUUCGCCAUCUACAAUACCGAUCGUGAGGGCAGCUACGUCGUGGACCAUGACACUUGUCUGCGAGCGAUGAAGGGGCCCCUCGGUAGCCACAUCACCAAGCGGGACGGCAAGGACUACGUUCUCUUUGAAAAGCGGGACAACUGCUACGGUACUAAGCACAACGAUUAUGAGGGGGGGUACUACAAGGUUGACGGCAUCGGUGCUUUUGGCAGCGAGGUGUAUUCGUCCUCGUAG
Molecule: messenger RNA, 681 nt
Organism: Anthostomella pinea
Lineage: Eukaryota; Fungi; Ascomycota; Sordariomycetes; Xylariales; Xylariaceae
Source: the annotation of a GenBank genome assembly